This is a messenger RNA of Cebus imitator (Panamanian white-faced capuchin), 939 nucleotides long. Its product is annotated as olfactory receptor 6C2-like. Gene Ontology annotation, cellular component: membrane. The record is from RefSeq and is a predicted model, not a curated record. Gene Ontology annotation, biological process: G protein-coupled receptor signaling pathway. Bases 1 to 939 code for a protein of 312 amino acids. Gene Ontology annotation, molecular function: olfactory receptor activity; G protein-coupled receptor activity. Lineage: Eukaryota; Metazoa; Chordata; Mammalia; Primates; Cebidae. The transcript has a single exon.
AUGAGAAAUCACACAGAAAUAACAACAUUUAUCUUGUUGGGACUUACAGAUGACCCACAGCUGCAAGUUCUGGUUUUUAUUUUUUUAUUUCUGACAUACAUUCUGAGCAUUACUGGAAACCUGACCAUUAUCAUUCUAACCCUGAUGGAUUCCUAUCUUAAAUCACCUAUGUAUUUUUUUCUACGAAACUUCUCCUUCUUAGAAAUCUCAUUCACAACUGUCUGUAUUCCCAGAUUCCUGUACAGCUUAUCAACAAGGAACAAUACUAUAACUUACAAUGCUUGUGCCAGUCAAAUUUUUUUUAUUGGGCUCUUUGGAGCCACUGAGUUUUUUCUCCUGGCUGCCAUGUCCUAUGACCGCUAUGUGGCCAUCUGUAAGCCCCUGCAUUACAUGACCAUCAUGAACCACAGAGUGUGUGCCACCCUUGUCCUCUGCUGCUGGAUCUCUGGAUUGAUGAUCAUCAUCACACCACUGAGUAUGGGCCUCCAACUAGAAUUCUGUGACUCCAAUGUCAUUGAUCAUUUUGGCUGUGAUGCAUCUCCUCUUUUUAAGAUUUCAUGCUCAGAUACAUGGUUUAUAGAACAAACGGUUAUAGUAUGUGCAGUAUUGACAUUCAUUAUUACACUAAUAGGAGUGAUUCUUUCCUAUGUAUACAUUAUCAAAACAAUUCUCAGAUUCCCCUCUGUUCAGCAAAGGAAAAAAGCCUUCUCCACAUGUUCUUCUCACAUGGUUGUUGUUUCUAUCACCUAUGGUAGCUGCAUUUUCAUCUACAUCAAGCCUUCUGCCAAAGAAGAGGUGGCCAUCAAUAAAGGGGUAUCUGUGCUCACUACAUCUGUUGCUCCUUUAUUAAAUCCCUUUAUUUAUACCUUGAGAAACAAGCAAGUGAAACAAGCUUUCAAUGAUACAAUCAAAAAAAUUGCAUUCAUCUUACAGAAGUAA